Molecule: messenger RNA, 1145 nt
Organism: Anguilla rostrata (American eel)
Lineage: Eukaryota; Metazoa; Chordata; Actinopteri; Anguilliformes; Anguillidae
Gene: six9
Product: SIX homeobox 9
Exons: 3
Coding region: 1-744 (247 amino acids)
Biological process (GO): regulation of transcription by RNA polymerase II; skeletal muscle fiber development; regulation of skeletal muscle cell proliferation
Cellular component (GO): nucleus; transcription regulator complex
Molecular function (GO): RNA polymerase II cis-regulatory region sequence-specific DNA binding; DNA-binding transcription factor activity, RNA polymerase II-specific
Source: RefSeq, a predicted model, not a curated record
AUGACGUCCAGCUUCUCUCCGGAGCAGGUGGCGUGCGUGUGCGAGGUACUCCUGCAGGGCGGCAGUGUGGAGCGGCUGGCCUCCUUCCUGAGCUCCUUGCCCUCCUGGCCGGGGCUGCAGGGCCAGGAGAGCGUGCUGAAGGCCCGGGCGGCGGUGGCCUUCCACCAGGGCCGCUUCCCCGAGCUCUACGCUCUCCUGCGCGGGUUCCCCUUCUCCCCGCGCAGCCACCCUCUCCUGCAGCAGCUCUGGCUCCGCGCGCACUACCUGGAGGCCGAGCAGCAGCGCGGGCGCCCCCUGGGGGCCGUGGGGAAGUACCGCGUCCGUCGCAAGUUCCCCCUGCCCCGCACCAUCUGGGAUGGAGAGGAGACCAGCUACUGCUUUAAGGAGAAGUCGCGCAGCGUGCUGAGGGAGUGGUACUGCCACAAGCCGUACCCGUCGCCGCGGGAGAAGAGGGACCUGGCUGCUGCCACGGGCCUCACCGCCACGCAGGUCAGCAACUGGUUCAAGAACCGGCGCCAGAGGGACCGGGCCGCCCAGGGUCCGGACAGGGAGGGGGAAGAGUCCAGCGUACCCCGGUUUUUGUGCUCAGAUGGGACUCUGCACAGCACAGCGUUCCCCAGCUCGGAUGAUGACCUUUCACCUCCAGGGAGCCCCAGCACCCCUUACCCCUGCCCAUACCCCCAUCCUCACCCUAACAAUUCCCAUUGUGCCCCCACCAUCCUGCAGGGCGGGUACCAGUUCUGAGGCCCUGUGGACACCCACUGAGACCAGCUAAACUAGAACCUGAUUGGUUAUAAGGGCUUUGUUGGGUUUUGAUUGGAUUAGGUCCUCGGUGAGACAGUUUUUUUUUGGCAAUAUUUUUUAUACUGUAACUAUCACCGUCAGCAUAAAUACAUGUAUGCGCUUUUAGAAGCGUAAGAGAACAGGAUGCACUGGCCACUAGUCCCUGAGGGCAGCUGAAGCUCCUGUUUUACGGUCACUGAUUUCAUGUGCUGGCUGCAGGUGGGAAGCUCUCUACCUGGAGAUUUAACCAUUGCAUUUCUGUUAAGCACUGUGCGGCACAGACGCGUCUUUCUUUAUUCUGUGCCAUAGAAUGUUUUUCUGAAAUGUUUCCAUUUCUGUCUGGUCCCCAAUUAAAAACUUCA